This is a messenger RNA of Scomber scombrus (Atlantic mackerel), 2006 nucleotides long. Its product is annotated as globoside alpha-1,3-N-acetylgalactosaminyltransferase 1-like. NCBI's taxonomy places the organism in Eukaryota, Metazoa, Chordata, Actinopteri, Scombriformes, Scombridae. Gene Ontology annotation, cellular component: membrane; Golgi apparatus; vesicle. Gene Ontology annotation, molecular function: hexosyltransferase activity. The record is from RefSeq and is a predicted model, not a curated record. Gene Ontology annotation, biological process: carbohydrate metabolic process.
CGGGGCCUGUGUGAUGACGUUCACAUGCUGGUUUAACUUCCUGCUUCAGACAACACGGCUCGCGCAGGCAGCUCGCGGACACGAACAGGAUGUGAGUCCAGAUCCACAACGAACCAGAACCAGACUGAGAGGAUGUCGACCAUCAGAACCCUGAUAGGGUCGGUCCUGCUGCUGCUGGGAAUACUGUAUGUCUACUUCUAUGCAUGGAGAUCCCCAAGGUCCAGUAAACAUCCAGAACCGGUCCAGUACCCAGUGGCGCCCCCUGUUGGCCGACUUUCUGCUGCAGUGAAUCACGUCUUCCACCUGGUGGCUCCUGAUCACCUGAAGUACAAGCAGCCGAGCAUCGUGAACGGCCGUACUGACGUGGUGACGCUGACGCCCUGGUUGGCUCCGGUGGUUUGGGACGGAACCUUUAACCCGGUUCUGUUGGACAGCAUCUACCAAUCAAAGAACAUCACCGUCGCUGCCACCGUGUUCGCUGUCGGAAAGUACAUCAGGUUCCUGAAGAAGUUUCUGGAGACGGCGGAACCGUACUUCUUCGUUGGUUUCAGAGUGAACAUCUACGUGUUCACCGACCAUCCGAAAGAUGUUCCACGAGUCCAGAUGGCUGGUGGCAGGAAGGUCGUGGUGCGUUCGGUGCCCAGCUCUAAUCGUUGGCAGGAGAUCUCGGCUCGCAGGAUGGAGCUGAUCCAGAACCUGAUUGAGGAGGUUCAUGACAGCGUUGAUUACAUCUUCUGUCUGGACGUUGACUCCGAGUUUCACGGCCGCUGGGGCAGCGAGUCUCUGGGGGGGCUGGUGGCAGUGAUCCAUCCAGGUUACUACAGAGAUGACCGCGGCCGGUUCCCCUACGAGCGCAGACCAGAGUCCAGAGCCUACGUGGCCGACGGGGAGGGAGAUUUCUACUACUGCGGGGGGGCGUUCGGGGGCCUCCUGCAGGAAGUGAGCCUGCUCGCCAAAACCUGCGACCUAAACUUCAAGGCUGACGCCAAGGAAGGUAUCGAGGCCGCCUGGCAGGAGGAGAGUCACCUGAACAGGUACAUGUGGAUCAACAAGCCCAGUAAGAUUCUGUCACCUGAGUAUCUGUGGCAGGACUUCAAACCCAGAAACCCGGAAGUCCGCAUCGUCCGCUUCUCUGGAGUCGUCAAGAACUACGCCGACAUCCGUCCCAACGUCUGAGAGUCCGGACUGAGCUGAGCCGGACUGAACCGGACUGAGGUGAGCCGGACUGAACCGGACUGAACCGGACUUAGCUGAGCCGGAAUGAACCGGACCUGCCUUUCACAGUGAGACUUUGAUCAGCUGCUCCAUGUUGUUUUUUAAGCUGUGAGAAACAUUAAGACACUGGAUCAUUAAUCUCGUCACAUUAUUUAAGUAAAAACUGAAGAGUUACAUUUUAUUAGCUCGCUGGCUACUUAUGCUAGCUCAUGUUCUCUAUUAAAGAAUGUUUGUCCAUGUUGUUGCUUAAUAAAAGUUAAAGAUGCUUAAACAUGUGAUGCUUAUAUGAAGCUUCAGCAGUCUGAGAGCUUCCUGCUGUUCAUACAGGGUAACCCUGACCCUAACUGUGAACUGUGAACUGGUCCUUUAAAUGAAACAUCUGAAACACCUCCGUUCAGUAAAGUUCAGGAUUUUUUAUUUAAAGUAAACAAAUGAAUGAAAAUGUGAGAAUCAUGUGACAGGAAACCGCAGGUUUAACUUAAUCUGGAACUGUUCCUUUAAAAACAAAUUUCACUGAAAUUAUGAAUCAAUUAUCAAGAGACAGAAAAAUAAUCAUGAUGUCGCUUUAAACUGAUUAUAAACUGAUUAUAAACUGAUCAAUAAUCAGCAGGUUUGUAAGUACGCCGUCCAAUCACAGCUGAGCCUCAGGUGUGACAUCAUCAGACUCAGGUGUGACAUCAUCAGACUCAGGUGUGACAUCACCAGACUCAGGUGUGACAUCACCAGACUCAGGUGUUACAUCAUCAGACUCAGGUGUGCUUUAAUCUAAUAAAAUUAUUUUUGCUAUGAAA